Messenger RNA from Oreochromis aureus, 2841 nucleotides. RefSeq names its product gastrula zinc finger protein XlCGF8.2DB-like. The record is from RefSeq and is a predicted model, not a curated record. Gene Ontology annotation, molecular function: DNA-binding transcription factor activity, RNA polymerase II-specific; RNA polymerase II cis-regulatory region sequence-specific DNA binding. Gene Ontology annotation, biological process: regulation of transcription by RNA polymerase II. Lineage: Eukaryota; Metazoa; Chordata; Actinopteri; Cichliformes; Cichlidae. The transcript has a single exon. Bases 858 to 1892 code for a protein of 344 amino acids.
GCGCCCCAGGGUGGCUGUGGCUACAACGUAGCUUGCCAUUACCAGUGUGUGAAUGUGUGAAUGACUGGAUAUCUAAAGCUCUUUGGGGUCCUUAGGGGCUAAUAAAGCGCUAUAUAAAUACAUUUACCAUUUUGUGCAACUUUGUUCUACAUACAGGAAAACAUCAAAUAUGUAUUUCACAGGUUAUUCCACACACACAGAUGGGUAUUGUGAGUGAGUUGGACUGACACUUCCAGGCACCAUGAGACAUUAGGCAGAUAGUGAGACUCCUUCUCCUUAUCUCCAGGGAGGAGGUGUUGAGGUGAAAUUAUUCGAAGUGCCUCAAUUCUAUGCUUUAUAUUAACUAAAAUGCCAUAUAACCGUAUAGUGUAGUAUUAAGUGGACAUGGCCCUGAAAAAUGAAGGCAUUAGACUACGUAGACUCUCGCCCACGCUUGCCUGUGAAAAAGUAGAUAACAGGGGACCAUCUUCUAGUGGAGAUGCAUUAUAACUCACCUGUGCAUUAUAAUAAAAGGUGUUGAUUGCAGCUGACAGUGUCUGCAGACUUUGAUAACUGUGUGACACCCUCGUGGUUAAUCAGAGGGAAAUCUGAGUCAGUGUGCAUUUGGUUGUACAGCUCUCACACAUACAACCUGAACUGCACAUUGUAAGUUUGAUGUUCUUCAAAUUUGAACAAAGUUAAAACUAAAAACCUUUGAAGUCACACAAGCCAAUAUUUUAUUCACAAGUUGAACUUUUACUACUUUUAUCCCCAAAAUGAGCUCACUUCAAAUAUUUACCACAGCAUAGCGUCCCCAGGCACCUGAGACGUUUGGCAGAUGGUGAAACUGUUUAUCUGUGGAAAAGACUUUUCCUGCUAUGAAGCAGCCCAGAAGACGCAAGCGCGCCAACAGGGAGGACAGAAGCUUGAGCUGUGAUCAGUGUGGGAAGACCUUUACUCAGAUUGGUAGCUUGAAAUCACAUCAGCUGAUCCACACCGGUGUGAAACCAUUCAGCUGUGAUCAGUGUGGAAAGACCUUUACUCAGAGAUGCAGCUUAAAAACACAUCAGGUCGUCCACACGAAAUUUAAAGCUUUCAACUGUGAUCAGUGUGGAAAGUCUUUUACUCAGAAAGGUCACUUAAAGAGACAUUAUAUGAUCCAUGUUGGAGGUAAAUCAUUUGUCUGUGAUCAGUGUGGAAAGUCUUUUCAGGAUAGAUAUCACUUAGAGAAACAUCAGGGCGUCCACAGUGAAGUUAAACCUUUUACCUGUGAUCAGUGUGGAAAUUCUUUUAUCGGGAUUGAUAGGUUAAAAAGACAUCAGCUCAUCCACAGUGGAGAGAAACCAUUCAGCUGUGAUCAGUGUGGAAAGGCUUUUCGUUCUAAGUGCAACUUAAAAUCACAUCAGCUCAUCCACAGUGGAGAGAAAUCUUUCAGCUGCGAUCAGUGUGGAAAGUCUUUUGCUUACAUUAGUCACUUAAAAAGACAUCAGCUCAUCCACAGUGGUGCUAAACAAUUUGUAUGUGGUGACUGUGGAAAGGCUUUUACUCAAAAGACUGGCUUAAACUCACAUCAGCUCAUCCACUCUGGUGUUAAAUCAUUUGUAUGUGGUGACUGUGGAAAGGCUUUUAUUGAGAUUGAAAGCUUAAAAUCACAUCAGCUCACCCACUCUGGAGUUAAAACAUUUGUGUGUGGUCAGUGUGGAAAGUCUUUCUUCCAUAACAAACGUCUAUUGAGGCAUCAAAAGACCCACAAAGUGUCCUCCUGUGAGAAAAGGGGCAGACCAAUGGGACAUUACCCUGACAGGGUUCAUUUGAACACAGUGGGAGAAACAGGGGAUCUGAACAAAAGUUCUUCUGGAUGCUGCGUCAAACUUAGAAAGCUUGAGAUCAGGCUUCACAGAAUUCAGCUUUAAUUUCCUGAGAAAGUCAGAGCUUCACUAUGUCUUUGUAGAUCUAGUGAAACCAUGAAAGGGUGCAAAAAGAGGCACUGUGGUACUGCAUGAUGAAGUCAGAAGUGACAGAGAAGUAUGUGAGCGUGGUUCAGGACAUGUAUGUGUGGUAGCAGUGACUACCACACAUACUUGGGUUGAAGGUGGGGGGAGGAUUACAUCAAUUCUGAGCCCCUUCUUUCUUUUUCAAAGCGAGGGCAAUACUCAGGAAAGGAUGAUGACAAUAGAGCUGCAAGACAGGAUGGAAAGAAAAGAGUUUAAGAGAAGAUCAUGAAUAUUGUGAAGCAAUUGAGCCGCGAUCACAAAAUCUUAGCUUAUGGAGUUAGUUAUCCCAAUACAAGUUUAGCAAGUUAAACUUCACUGGCUGUGUCCACAAACAGCAUACAGAGCAAACAUUACUCCAUCAUCUGAUCACAAGAAAAGCAAAAUGUCAGAAGAGUUCACCUUCUGGGUCAAACUGUCAGACCUGUUACUGUUUAUUUGGUUGUUCAUCGUGAGGUAAUUAUCAGUGUCAGUGCUGUGCCACUUCUAUUGUAACUCACAUGAAAUGUGUUUUAAAUUGGCUCUAUUGUCUUACAAUAUUGUGUGAGUCUGUUUUGCUCAACAAAGACACAACCCCUCCUGCAAUUUUUAAUGUUACAGCAAAAAAGGUAAAUUGAUAAAUUUGUGUUAUUUUUAAACAGGCAGUAUUUAGAAAAUUAAAUAUAUUCUUACCCAUGUGUAAAGUUUUCAGUGGUCUUUGUUUUCUUCCAGGAUGUGAGUGUGUUUUGCUCCAUGAAGAGACAAACCUACAUUUUUCUACAUUGCAGUAAAAAUACUUUUAUUUUAAGUCAUAAAUUUCAGUCAUUUUCAUCCAGGCAGUAUGUUAAAGAUUAACUGAAUCCUAUGAAAAAUAAAAUGUAUAAAGAUGUGA